Molecule: messenger RNA, 4687 nt
Organism: Paramecium sonneborni
Lineage: Eukaryota; Ciliophora; Oligohymenophorea; Peniculida; Parameciidae
Source: the annotation of a GenBank genome assembly
AUGGAAACUAAAUCUGAAUAUGGUUUAUCAAAAGAAGGAUAAAGUUCUUUGGGUAAAGUUGUUGUUGAAAUAAAGAAUGUUUUAUUUUCAGUAACAAGAUAAAUGCUUAUUGAUGACGAUCCAUCAUUGUUGUUAACUAUUGCAUCACUAUUGAUCCAGCUAUUUUAAAUGACUCAUAUAUAUUUUAAUAGAAAUCUUUAUAAAGCUUGGAAGCAUGAUGAAAUAGCAGAAUAGGUUAGCUAAAUCACUGGCUAUGUUUUAUUGUCACCUCAAUAUGAUAAAAUGUCAUAUUCAGCAAUGGUGAUAUUAACUUAUUUGUUUGUUGGUAUUAUUGCAUUAGAAAUUCUACUAUAUUUGGUAUUAAGUAAUAGAACAGAAAAGUUAAGCAAGACAUUACCUAUGACAAUGCUAAAAUCAAUAAUUAAUUUGAUGCUUUCCAUUUUAUAUAUGCCAAUUAUUGAUUUAUUUAUAUCAGUAUGGACAUGCUAAGAUUCUUAUCAUUAUUCAUUUACAAAUUAUGAAUGUUGGGCAGGUAGUCAUACUGUUCAUUCAAUUGUAGCAAUUAUAUUUUUGAUAAUAUUUUAUAGUUUGAGUGCUGUUCACUCAUUUCUUUAUUAUGAAGCUAGAUUCAUUUAUACUAAUUCUUUAUCAAAAUAGAGUGGAUUUGAUGAUUUUAUAUUAAAAACUUAUAUUUUGAUAUAAGUCCUAAAUUACUCCUUUAUUGAAUCAUAAUAUGUUUAAGUAAUUUUAAUAGCAUUUGGAAAUAUAACACUCUAUAUAUAUAAUUAUCAUUACAAUACACAUAAUAACUUAAUUAUAUACAAAUUAUGGUAAAUGAUAAUUGCUAUAAAUAAUUGGACUUGUAUUAUGUUAGCUUUUAGUAAAAUUUUAGAAGAUGUUAUAUUUAGAGGAACCAUCUAUGCAUGGCUUUUGGGAAUACCUUUAUUAAUAAUAAUUGUAAUAUAAAACCCAGAGGAAAGAAUAGACUUAUUGUUAUUAGAUAAUAUGAAAGGAACAAUAAGUUAGAUUUUAUUAUAGUAGCAUCAUCUAUUAAGAUUACAUAGUUGGAACAGUCAAUUAUUUAACAUCAUCUUGGAUGGUUAUUUAAAAACUCAUAUUUAAACUUGUAUAAGACCUGAUUGUGGAAAAGAGUUAGUUAAGAUCAUAUAGUAGAAUUAUUUAGAUGCUAGUAAGAGAUUCCCAUAUGAUUAUUAAUUAAAAAUUAGAUACGGAUUUUUCUUACUUCAUAUAGGAUAAAGAUAAUAUGCUUUAUAGGAAUUCAAUUAGGCUUAAAAUCUAAAUCCAACAAUGGAUUAUGAAUUUGUACUUUUUAGAUACAAAAAGAUUAUUGAGGAUGAGAUGAAUGAUUAGAAUGUUGAAUAGAUAGAUACUCAUAAUGAAGCGAUGUAUUUAAAUAUAAUUAAGAAUUUUUAAAGUAAAAUAGAAAGAGUUACUUUAAUAAAUAUGGAUUUUUGGUCUUAAUUAUAAGAAGAUUAUCCUGAUUUAGGUAAAUUAAAUUAGAUAGGUUUAAAUAUUCAUAAUUUAAUGAAUGAGAUUGAAAUGAUUUGGAAUAGAUUAUAGAAGACAAAAUAGAAUACUUAGAAGAGUUUAAAAAUGUAUAGUAAAUUUAUGAUUGAUGUUGUAUAAGAUUAGGAAUAUGGAGAAUUAUUAUAUGAGAAAUCAAGAGUAAUGGAUGCUUCUUAUGUAAGGAAAGGUAUACAGAUGGCAAGUAAGGAAGAAAUAAGUAUGGAAAGUUUACCAACUAUGAUAAUUUCAUUAGCUUCUGAUAAGUUUGGUUAGAUAAUAAAUUUGAAUACUGCUUGUCAUGUUUUUGGUUAUAUGAAGAAUGAAUUAAUUAAUAGAAAAUUGAAUGUCUUAAUUCCUAAUAUAUUUUAAAAAGCUCAUGAUUAAUUGAUGAAAUUAGGAUUUGAUUAAAAAUUAAGUAAGGAGAGAUCAAUAUAUGUUAAAAAUAAAUAAAAUUAUUUGAUACCUUGUAUAAUAGAAAUGAAAUCUCUAACAUCGUUAGAUUAAUCAGUAAUGAUAAUAGCAUAAUUUAAAUUAUUCAAACCAUAUAAACAAACCUGUUAUAUAUUAUUUGAUAGUGAUGAUAUUAUAGAUUCAAUUUCAUUUAAUUGUAUAAGUUUGCUUGGUUUAGAUUUAAGAUUGAUUUAAAAUAAGAAAUUAUUGGUAAGUGAAAUCUUUCCUUAAUUAUAAGAUAAAAGUGAAUUUUUAAUUAAAGGUGGAGGUCUUAUUUAGUAUAAGAUUCCAGAAGAUAUUGUGAGUGGUUAAAUUUAAUCUAAUGAGUAUAUUGAUGAAAAAACUAAGUUCUCUUAAGAAUUUAUUUGUACUUUGAAUUCAGUUACAUUAAAUAAUUAAUAAUUAGGAUAUAUGAUGAAAUUAGAAUAAAAAGAAAGUGAAAAUCAUUUAAUGCCAUUAAAGAAAUAAAAAUCUAGUUUCUAAUUUAAAUAUAAUGUAGCUAAAAAAAUUUAUUUGGGAGAAUUCUCUACAGAUUAAGUAUCCGCUAUUCAUGAAUUAUCAUCAUUACAUGAUUAAACUGUUGAUGUUAGUGCUAUGUCUGUUAAGAAUUAAUCAAUUACAUAAGUAAAAUCAUCAGAAGAUUAGAAAUUUGAUUAUGGUGAAGGAAUUAAAACUUUAUAACUAUUUUAAAAUCGUAUUCAAGAAAUUGAUAAAGAAGAAAUUAUGGAAGAAUUUGAUGAAGAACAUUAAUAAAGUGUAUUUUAAAAUAAUAUUGAAUAAUAAUAAGAAAAUGAAAGCAGUAUUAAUAAUAAUAUUUUUAAAUCAAGAGCCUCUUUAUAAGAACAAAUUAAAAAUUAAGGUAGAAUUUCAAUCAUAUAAAAAAUGAUUUGGUUUACAAAUAUUUUAUAUUUGAUAAUGACGGCUCUCGCAUUUUUUGAAUUUUUUUAUUUGAAUUAAUAAUACAAUGAAAUUGAAGAAAAUAUUAAUCUGAUAGGUAAAGAAAAUUAAAUGCAUGCUGGAUUAUAAACUAUUUUAACUAACAUUUAAAAUCUGAAAAUGUUAAAUUUAGGAGUAUGGUAGAAUAUAAAUAAAUCAACAUAUGAAACAAGUUAAAAGGAAGCCCUUAUUAAAUAAUUAAAUAAUGUUCAAGAUUUAAAUAAGUAGGUUUUGAUGAGUGACUUAAAAUUAACAGAUAUUUAUUAAGAGUUGAAGAUUUAAGAUGCAAUUAAAAUAUAUUUUAGUACUAGUUCAAGUUAAUAGUAUGAUUUUAUGGAAGCAACUUAAUAAAUUAUUAGUAAAGGUAUUGAGAUUUCCAAUUUACCAUUAUAAGACAUUUCAGAGAAUUAAACAAGUGUGUUUUUUGUAGAAUACAAUCUUUUAAAUGAAUAUUGGAUUGCAUUGUCAGAAGUUUCAAAUUAAUUUGUUUUAGCAUUAGAUGAUAGAACUACUAGGUAAGAAAAAGUUGAAGUUAUAAUUAUUACACUUUCAGCUGUUAUGUUAUUUAUGUCAUUAAUUAUUUAUUCCAUAGCAAUUAUUCUAUUAGCUUAGAUGAGAUUAUCAAUUUUAUAAUUAUUUCUAGAUAUACCAGAAAAAACAGUUAAAUAUUUUUAUAGCAAAUGUGAAAACUAUAUUAGUAAUCUAUAAGUAGGAGAUGAAGAUGAAAAUGUUUCAUUCUAAGAAGAUUUAGAAGAAUAAGCAGAGUUAAAUAAAACUUUAAAAUCACGAAAGAAGAAGAAGAAGUUUAUAAAUUCUAAUUAAAAUCAUAAAGAUCAUAUUCUGCUUUUUGUUUUUUCAGUUAUGAUUUUAUAAGGAUAUUUUAUAUUUGCUUAUUUUGUAACUUAGAAUGAAUUAAAUAAUUUAAAUUAGUAAAUACCUGAAUUCAAUAUUACAACAAAAUGUGAAAGUUUCUAUAGGUUUUGUGAUAAUUCAGAGAGAUAACUUUUUUAUAAUUAAGAGAUUAAAUUACUUAAUUAAUAACCAUAUGAUGUUAUAAAAUAAAAUGUGAAGGAUAUGUAUGCUUAUGAUACAUCAAUGCAGUAAUAGCAUGCAUUGAAUAUCGAUGUGUAAAAUUCCGAUUAUAGAAGUGUCUAUGAUCAUAUUAUGAUGUCUGAUCCAUGUGAUGUAUUACCUUCAUAUGGAUCUCCAGAUUAAAAUACUUGUAAAGAAUUUGCUAGAGGAGCUUUAGCUUAAGGCAAUUCUAUAGGAGUUGCAAGAUAUAUUGAAAAUUUAAGAUAUAUUAUUACUAUUUAUGAUAAAUUCUAUGGAUUAGGAUCUAAACCCAAUUUCACAACUGUUGCUAGAGGUGAUGCAGUGGCAUCUUAGAUAGUUGAUGAUCCUGAAAAAAACAAUAUAUUGAAUUUAAAUAAUUUUAAUCAAACAAAAGAGGCAAGAACUUAUUAAUCAAAUUAUUUAACACGUAUAUAUUAUUAUUAUUAAUUAAGCAUCCUUCCAAUAUUUAACUGAUCAUAUGAUAGAUGGAUUCAGUUAGGAUUUAAGGGAUCAUGUUGCAUAAAAAUUAGCUGUUUUCAUUAUAUUUAAUGUUGUGCUCUUUAUACUGUAAUUUUUAAUUAUGUAUCCUUUCUUAUUGAAAUUGAAUAAGUAGAUAUCAAACACAAGAUUAUUAUUAACCAUGAUACCGUUGAGAUUAAUACUCAAAAUAUACUCCAUUAGAAAUUUUAUCAAAAAUAAUUUAUCUGAUAUUUAAUAUUGA